Molecule: messenger RNA, 983 nt
Organism: Culex pipiens pallens (northern house mosquito)
Lineage: Eukaryota; Metazoa; Arthropoda; Insecta; Diptera; Culicidae
Exons: 2
Coding region: 392-658 (88 amino acids)
Source: RefSeq, a predicted model, not a curated record
AAACUUAGCUUCAAUUUCAAUCGUUCUAAUUCGACACUCAUGUUUUGCAACUCAAUUCUGACGAAAGCUCCGGAGACGCCAUCAAUUAUACCGUUCAGCUCGCGUCUUUUUUCUAGUAUGAUCAAGAAAGAUGAAAGCCACUGAGGAGGUGAUCGUCCACCAAUCGCUGGAAUAACCGGCCACGGUCGGGUUCUGCACGCAGAGUUAGUCGUCCAUCAUCCAUCCCCGAAGUGACGCAAAUCCGACCCCGGGUUCGGAUUCUCCAUCUCCAAUAUAAAUAUUCGCGACUCUCUGAGAAUCGCCGCAUUAGAUUGUGUGCGACACACCUCACAAAAUCGGUUGCAACUUUUGAAAAACAAAAAAAAAACAAGCAAAAUUCCGCUAAUUAACGAUGCGUGUAAGCUGUGUUAUCAUCGCGGCCGGACUAGUCAUAAUGGCUUGCGGCGUCGAUUCCGUCGGAUCGGCACACAUUCUGGACGCACCGCUGCCGGGAUCUGGAUUUAACGUGCCAACGGUAAUUGCCGGAAAACCCAAGCCACUGCUCGAGGGGAAGGGUCCGCACGAAAUUUACGACCUUGCUUCUCAAGUUACCGACGAGGACUACGACAUCUUGAAAACAAUGUUCAAAAUGAACACAAUGGAUGCGAAUGGUGUUUAAGUGUGGAAGCAAAGAAGCUACAGAAAAAAUCAUGUUGUGAAUUUUGAAAAACACAAACUUUUAACGGACAUUUGCGAAUUAUAUUUCCAUCACGCGUGAACAAUUAGUGUAUUUUGGUAAAAAAAAGUGUUGACAAAUGUGUGACGUUGGUCGAAUUUAAGUUGAAAUUUUGUGUACUUUUAAAAAUAACAUGAUUUUUUCUUUGUUUUAGUAAAUGGAACAGAAUCAACAAAAUAGUGCAAACUAACAAAAGUGUUUAACACUACAUAUUGGACAACUAACCCAGGGGUUUUGGUGAAUAAAAUUUAAUUUGAAGCAUGUUAGA